AUGAUGAUGACCUUCAUGUCCGAACGACGAGAAAACCGCCCACUCCGCGGCGAGAGCUGGGCCGAUUUCCACAACACGUACUCGAACCAUGACAAGUCCAAGGUCUUUGGAGUCCAAGCCGCCGCCGAGAGUGGUAUUGUCCAUCGACUAUUGUCCAUCGGCGCCGACAAACAACAGCAGCAACAACAAAAGACGUUGAACAAGCGAAAUUCCAGUGGCAAGCGAUUGUUUCGCAGCAGUGGGUCGCCUCCCAAGGGUAACAUCAAGUUUGGCGUUGUGAGCCAUCGAAGACAGAGUUGUUGA
Messenger RNA from Seminavis robusta, 303 nucleotides. NCBI's taxonomy places the organism in Eukaryota, Bacillariophyta, Bacillariophyceae, Naviculales, Naviculaceae. The record is from the annotation of a GenBank genome assembly.